GGUGGUGUGCGUGGGUAUCGCGGCGAGGGGGUCGCGGUCGCCGGUCGCGCACGCUGCGUGCAUUUGCCAGUACUGCGCGAGGAGCGCGUGUAGUUCGUGUUAUUACUAGAGGUGACUGGAACUGUCACACACGACACUACACCCGGCCACAUAAUGUCAAAUAGAGCAUGGGUGACGUUGGCGACCAACGAUUCGUACGGUCUAGGAGCGCUGGUGCUGGCUCAUUCUUUGCGCCGCGCCAGCUCCUCCUACCCUGCAGUUGUACUCAUCACACCUUCGGUCACUGAAGCUAUGAGAAAUCGUCUAAGCGCAGUGUUCGCGGAGGUGAUAACAGUGGAUGUCCUGGACUCACGAGACGCCGCACAUUUGGCCCUGCUGCAGCGGCCUGAACUAGGCAUCACCUUCACAAAGAUCCACUGCUGGACCCUCACGCAAUAUCAAAAAUGCGUCUUCCUUGACGCCGAUACAUUGAUCGUCCAAAACUGUGAUGAGUUGUUCGACCGGGAAGAGUUGUCAGCUGCCCCCGACGUUGGCUGGCCCGACUGCUUUAACUCUGGAGUCUUCGUGUUCGCGCCUUCCAACGAGACCUACUCCAGGCUGAUCACCUUCGCGCAGGAACGCGGCAGCUUCGAUGGCGGUGACCAAGGUCUUCUCAACUCGUUCUUCUCGGAUUGGGCGCGCGGAGAUAUCAGCAAGCACCUUCCAUUCCUCUACAACGUCACGUCUGCUGCCUUCUACUCAUACCUGCCUGCGUUGAAACAUUACGGACAGGAUCUGAAGAUCAUCCACUUUAUCGGUGCCGCCAAGCCUUGGCUGCAACAGUUCAACUGGGAGUCUCGGUCGGUAGAUGCGCCGGAGCACCUCCGCGAGUUCUUGCAACUAUGGUGGGACCUCUUCGUUGGUCAAGUCCACUCGCAACUCGACACUGCUAUGGGUUUGGCCGUGGAGGUAGAGGAAGCUCCUCCGGAGACCCCUCCCCCAGAGGUUUCCCCGGAAGAUACGCAGCGCCACUAUGAACCAAUAGUAGAUCCAGAGUCCGAAUUCCCUUGGCAUCACCCCGAAGCUCAAACAGAAGAUACGAAUAACCCAGCAGAGCAAGUAGACUUAUCACAGAUACAUGAUCCUUGGCAGAAUUAUAGAGGAAAUAUUCCUCCAAUGAGUGAUUAUUCUUAUCAGCACUCGCAUUCUGGAGGUGUGCAGAAUGAGGAAGAAAUUAGAAAGUAUGCGUGGGAAUAUCAGUCUCCGCACCAGGAUUAUAACCGUCCCACUUCUGUUCACGACGAACAACAUGUUUGGCACCAGCCUCAACCACACAAUGAACAUUAUCAACACUGGGAGCACACUCACCAAGAACACCAUCACCACACGGAACAUAAAUGGCAGCAUCUUUCGCAACGAUCUGAUCAAAACCGUCGUCAUUCAGACUUUCAUCAACCACACGAGCAUCAUGUAUGGCAGCGUCAUUCACAAUAUGACUACCAUUCACAACAUGAUCACCAUUCACAACACGAUCACCAUUCUCAACACGAUCACCAUUCACACCACGAUCACCAUUCACACCACGAUCACCAUUCACAACAUGAACAAUCUCACCACCACGAGCCUCAUCAUCAUCGAAAACAAUCGCACGAUCAUUUCCCUACACAAAGCAAUCAAUCACAAAACCCUGCCAAUCAAUCAUAUCAUCAAGAUCAUAAUUCCCAAAGUGUCCAAAAUCAUUACGAUCAUAAAGAUCAUGUCCACCCUGCCCCUCAACGCAUGGCUAGCGAUCACUUACAAAAACAUUCCGAACACAGGUCAGACCAUCAAGAACACGGAUACAAACACUUGAACCAAUUAAUCCGACCGAUAGUAGAACACCUGUACUACGUGCACCUGGAUCAUAACAGGCGGUCUCGUCGCAGCCGCAGGGUCAAUCCGCACGUAUACUCAAAUGGAAUGAAUGGACAUAUAUCCGAAUCCGAGAGUGAGGACGAAGAGUUUGUGAUACCGAGACACCCGUACGACGGUUUCUACUUGAGGCACAGGUCGACUAUAGACCCUCGCGGCCGCAAGAUAUGCACGCAUGAGAUCCCUCCCACUCCGUCGCCUACUCCGACCGCGACGCCUGAACUCACCUCGAGAAGCCUCACACCUGCUUCCGAGGACUUUGACACAGCAAGUGAAUGCGAAGAUCUAGAUAGUGGCGUGGCGGGAAACCUUGCCCGCGUGGUACCCGGCUCCAGCGGCUAUCAGAGGGAAGCUAUUGACGAGCUAACUCGUCGCCAGGGCUGGGAGGCAGGCAAUAUCGACUACAUGGGUGCUGAUUCCUUCGACAAUAUCUGGGCAAAGAUUUCUCAAACAUUGAAUCAGCCUCGCACGUCGCCGCCUAAGCAACCGUCACCGCCUAAAGAGCCGUCACCUCCAAAAGAGCAGGCUCCGGCACCUGUGGCCCCGGUACCGGCACCUGAAUCCCCCGCGCCUGCACCUGCGGCUUCGGCCCCGGCCCCUGAAGCCUCGGCCCCGGCCUCUGAAGCCCCGGCACCGACCCCAGCACCCGCAGACCCGACCCCGGUCCCUGAAGCCCCGGCCCCGACCCUAGCGCCCGCGGUUUCGGCUCCAGCCCCUGAAGCCCCGGUCCCGGCUCCAGCCCCGGCUCCAGCCCCUGAAGCCCCAGCCCCGGCUCCAGCCCCUGAAGCCCCAGCCCCGGCUCCAGCCCCUGAAGCCCCGGCGCCCGCGGCCCCGGCCCCGACUCCAGCGCCCGCGGCCCCGGCUCCAGCCCCAGAAGCCCCAGCCCCGGCCCCAGAGCCCGCGGCUUUGACCCCUGCCCCUGUCCCCGCGGCAGAGGCAGCACCUGUAGUUCCUACCCCCGCGCCAGCGGCGGCGCCAGCCCCCGCACCAGUAGAGAGUGCACCCGCGCCCGCUCCUGAGGCGCCUAAAACGGAAGGUCCCGCAGCCGCUGCCCCCGCAGAAGCGACUAAACCAGCAGCCUCCGCGGAACCCGCGCCAGCUCAGGCACCUAAAGAAAAGACUGAAACUCAAGUGCCGCCAACCCCGCCGGCGACUCCUAAAUCGCCUUCAGAAUCGUCGUCGCCAGUAACCGAAGCACCUCCUACACUAGAAGCGGCGAAAGACACAAGCGCCCCUGUGGAAGCACCGAAGACAGCGGCAGCCCCCACAUCGCCUGUGGCCGCUGCCGCUGCGCCCGCAGCGACGCCGGAGAAGCCCCUGGACUCAUCCGCGGCGACGGGCGCGUCCACGGACAGCCCGCCGCUGGCCCACACGCCGUCCAAGGAGGACGCCCCCGCCGCACCCGCUGCCAAAUCGGAGGAGCGGCGCAAGCCCGCGGGCAAGCUGCGGCUGAGCCCGCCCCCGGCCGCGGCGCCGCCGCUGCCCACGCCCGACUCCGAACUCGAGGAUGCGGCCGCGCUCGCCAGUAGCAUCAUCGCGGGCGAACUGGCCGCCGCCGUCACCGCUGCCUCGCCGGCCGACCCCGCCACGCCGCAGCCGCCGCUCGACGACAAGCGCCUCUCGGCGGAAGCGCCUGAAAUGCCCUCGCCCCCGGUCUCGCUGGCACAGAUCGGCGUUAAACCUAAGGGGAAGCCCACUACCGCCGCACAAAUAGAAUCCUCCGUGUCGGAGAAGGUGCAGCCGCAGCCUGCGGCGCCGGCGACCCCCACAGCUGCGGCGCCUGCUACCCCCACGGCUGCGGCUCCCGCGACCCCCACGUCACCCACGGCCGCCGCCCCCGCGACCCCCACGUCACCCACGGCCGCCGCUCCCGCGACCCCCACGUCGCCCACGGCUGCCGCCCCCGCCACCCCCACGUCGCCGGAUCCGAGCACACCCUGCGAGGCACCCAAGAAAAAGGUGGUCAAGAAGGUAGUAAAGAAGGACGGAGGGGCGAGCGGCGACGCGGCCACGCCGGUGCCGCCGCCGCGCAAGAAGGAAAAGAAACCCAAAGAAAAGUGAGCGCCCGCGCCGCUCCGCGAGUCAUCUGUGCCAUAACUGUAGCCUCUCAUAUUUACUUUUAUGUCUAUUUAAUUUUCAACCAUGCUUUUUGUGCUGUAUAAUCCGAUAUGUUAGAAUUAAUUAUUAUUUUUAUUUUAUAACGAAGCAUCACACGUGUCCACUGUCGUAUUUAUAGAAAUGAAAUGGAAUUGUGUAUAAUUUAUUUUUUGUAAGAACUGUACCAUUUUUGUCGCUAUGAUUUGGCUUACCUAUUGUUUUUUAAAAAAUGUUUACCAAAGGAUGCAAUGUAUUUAUAAAAAAGAAAUUAAGUUUUUAUGUAAUUUUUGUAUUAAAAGUCUAUUUUUGGA
Molecule: messenger RNA, 4298 nt
Organism: Pectinophora gossypiella (pink bollworm)
Lineage: Eukaryota; Metazoa; Arthropoda; Insecta; Lepidoptera; Gelechiidae
Product: nascent polypeptide-associated complex subunit alpha, muscle-specific form-like
Exons: 9
Coding region: 154-3951 (1265 amino acids)
Cellular component (GO): cytoplasm
Molecular function (GO): glycosyltransferase activity
Source: RefSeq, a predicted model, not a curated record